UACCUAAAAGUGGAAUUUUUAUUGCAAAAUGUUCUGCCAAAAUUGUGGAACAAAGCUUUUGGAUAAAGCCAAAUUUUGCCACAACUGUGGAUUUUGUGCAUUAUCAGAUUUUGAAAUAGGCUCAAAACCUUCAAGCAAGACCAUUGGAGUAAAACCCCUUUCAUUUGAAGAGUUCCUCUUUAAAGAGAUGUGUGCAGAAAGGUGGAUAGACCCAAUUGGCAAGUUAUCAGAUAAUGAUCAAAAUAACCUGGAAAAAACACUCAUUGCUGAAGAGGAAACUGGACAGCCAACUGUUGCCACUAUGCAAGAAGUGGUUCAUCUAAUUCAGGACAAUGUUAACAGAAUGUCGACCAACAGAUUUACCAUUCCUAGGCAAUUAGAUUUUGCUGAUUAUGUGGAUGCACGGAAACAAAAAUGGUUUGCUGAAGGAGGAAACCUUAAAAUUUGUUCGCUGGUGAACCUUCUAUUGAUGGUGGUGGCCGAAGGAGGGAGUUUUUCACAGAUGUCCUACAACACAUUAAGUUAACUUUGUUUGAUGCAAAAGGUUGUCUGUGCUUCUUGGCAAAGAAUGUGUUUAAUUAUAUGGCGGAAGGGGUAAAUAGCAUACAGGCCAACAACUGGUUGGAGUUGGUUCAUGAUGCUAAUUUCAAAGAUGAAAUUGAAAGGUAAAAAAUAUGCACUCAUUAAGAAAAGCAAGCAAAUUUCACUUUGAAAUAUCUCAAAGCUAUGCUUAAAGAAUAGAAAAAAUUUAACUCUCAUUUGUUCUACUUAUUACCAUAGCAUUCUUAAUUACAUUCAGUUAGUUAAAUGUGAGAGUGAUGAGGAGCUGAGGACAUUGCUUUGCUCAGAUGACAUGAUGAACAUUCUGCAAUCAAUUGGCUACAGGGGUUUUCCCUCCAAGGAGAAAUUGGCCUUAUGAUUGACCUUUAAAUUGACCUUGUUGUAGGUCGAUUGUAUUUGCAGGAAUUGGCCAUAUGCUAGCAAUGAUGGACCAGUUAAAAUCUGGUCUUACACUUUUUGGGGUUCUGCAGCAAAUUCAACAUCACCAGGAGAUAAUGGCAUCAAUGCUUACACUGGAUGAUAUUGCUAAUUUUUGCUUGACUGCAGACAUUGUUCUUGAAAAUAUGACUGUAGAGAUCAGCCUAGAAGGAAGCAACAAAAACCAAUUGGAAAUAAAUGUCCACAAAUUUUUUUGUGACUAUAUUCAAGAAUUAGACACAAAAGACACUAGCACUUCAUUAAAAACGCUGUACAGAUUGAUCACUGGAAGCCACUCUGUAACAACACUGGGAGCAGAAAAGCACAUCACUGUCAAAUUUAAGCAUGGCUGCCCGUGAAUUGUAAAUGACGUCCAACUGCUGCUACAUGUGAACCAAGUAUCUGCUUUCCAAUUCACUUUGAUAACACCAGUGUGCGAAUUAACGGUAUGCAAUGUGCAAUUUGCACAUCGUUUUAGCUAAAAUGAAAACAAUUGCACAUCACUUUUUCAAACGAUAUGCAAAAAACUUCUUUAUUGAUUACUACCACAUAAAUUGA
This is a messenger RNA of Xenia sp. Carnegie-2017, 1536 nucleotides long. RefSeq lists its product as uncharacterized. NCBI's taxonomy places the organism in Eukaryota, Metazoa, Cnidaria, Anthozoa, Malacalcyonacea, Xeniidae. The record is from RefSeq and is a predicted model, not a curated record. The coding region runs from base 29 to 526 and encodes 165 amino acids. The transcript is spliced from 4 exons.